Molecule: messenger RNA, 6659 nt
Organism: Hippocampus zosterae (dwarf seahorse)
Lineage: Eukaryota; Metazoa; Chordata; Actinopteri; Syngnathiformes; Syngnathidae
Product: insulin receptor substrate 1-B
Exons: 3
Coding region: 339-3698 (1119 amino acids)
Biological process (GO): insulin receptor signaling pathway
Cellular component (GO): plasma membrane; cytosol
Molecular function (GO): insulin receptor binding; phosphatidylinositol 3-kinase binding
Source: RefSeq, a predicted model, not a curated record
ACUGUGGGCAACCUCAGUCAGACAGGUGGAGGAGAGGAGACGUCGCCGACGCCGCUCGCCUGAGGUGCACCUAUCGCAUUUUGGACUUGGAUCGGGCAGGACCGGGCCGGACUGCGGAGGCCGCUAUUCGGCUCCUCCUGCAGCCGCUGAACGGUGCUUGGAAAGCACGCUCCGGCUCGGUUCUCCAUCCUAAUCGUCGCGCACAUGCUUGAACACUUCGGGGAGGACUCGGGCAGGAGGAGGUGGAGGCAUGUAGUUGCAAUAGAUUAAUUGACAAGGACCACGUGGACUUGUUCGUUUUUUGACAUCGCGAGUGCUUUCCAAGUCAAGCGUGGGCCAUGGAGAACCAAGGCGCCGAGUUGCAGAAUUUCGAAGACGUGCAGAGAAGCGGCUACCUCCGCAAGCACAAAUCAAUGCACCGGCGCUUCUUCGUGCUGAGGACGGCCUCGGAGCGUGGUCCCGCUCGCUUGGAGUAUUACGAGAACGAGAAGAAAUUCCGCAGCAAAUCUCCCGUGCCCAAGAAAGUGCUGAACCUGGAGACGUGCUUCAACAUCAACAAGCGGGCGGAUUCCAAGAACAAGCACCUGAUCGUGCUCUACACGCGCAGCGAGAGCUUUGCCAUCGCCGCGGAAAGCGAGGAGGUCCAAAACGAGUGGUACCAAGCCAUGCUGGAUCUCCAGUGCAAUUGUAAAUCUCCUGAAGAUUAUGGAAGUAGCGGAGAGUGUAGCUCCCCGUCUCCAAUUCCAACUUUCAAGGAGGUGUGGCAGGUUAAAGUGUGGCCAAAGGGUCUUGGACAUGCCAGGAACUUAGUAGGCAUCUACCGCCUGUGCCUAACUGACAAGACGGUCAACUUUGUCAAGCUCAAUUCUGACGUAGCCGCCGUCGUGCUGCAGCUGAUGAAUGUUCGCAGAUGUGGCCAUUCCGAGAACUUUUUCUUCAUCGAGGUGGGUCGUUCAGCCAUAACUGGACCCGGAGAGUUUUGGAUGCAAGUGGAUGAUUCUGUGGUGGCUCAGAACAUGCACGAGACCUUGCUGGAAGCCAUGAAAGCGCUAAGCGAGGAGUUCCGUCAACGCAGCAAAUCUCAGUCCGUGGGGACGUCGUGCGGCGGCGGGACCGCUUCGAACCCCAUCAGUGUUCCGAGUCGCCGACAUCAUCCCAAUCUGCCGCCCAGUCAAGUGGGCUUUACCAGGAGAGCCCGCACGGAGACCCCGGGCGGGAGCAGUACCAGCACCUCGCCCACAUUGCGCCACGGAUUUCCGCGGGCUCGAACGGCAAGCAUCGGGGCCAGGUCGGAGGAGAGCGGAGCAAGUACCAGGUCAACAUGGGCCAGCUCCAGCCCGAGUCUUAAUGGAUCCUGCUCGACUACACCAACGCUCAGGCCCAAGCCCACCAGGGCCCCCACCCCGGCAAAGAUUACCCUCAGCCUGGCACGUUACACCCCUAACCCUGCUCCCUCUCCCGCUCCGAGUCUGUCCUCCAGCUCCGGCCACGGCUCCGAAUGCGGUCUAGUGGGCGCAGCGGUGGGAGGCAUGACGGUGUGCUCCUACCCCCGAGUGUCUCAGAGAGUUUCCGUUUCAGGUUCACCGAGCGACUAUGGCUCCUCUGACGAAUACGGUUCCAGUCCCGGCGAACACUCGCUGCUCAUGCCCAGUAUGGCCGCCCAUCACGGGCACGGAGAAGGGCCCUCAAGCUACAUAGUCAUGGGUCAGCGAGAGGGCCUCCUUGGUUCCCGUCAUCGCACCAAAGGCAGGCGCGUUCUUCGGCGCUCAUCCAGUCGGGAUUCUGAGGCGGAACGAAGAUUACUAAGUAAGAGAGCUUCCCUGCCUUUGGCCACCCACGAACGACUGGCUCAACAUCGAAAAGACGAUGAGGAGGACGCGGAAGAAUAUGCCGUAAUGUCACGGGGUGCUAAGGGAGAAGGCUCCGGAGGCUUGGCGGCGGGGUGCGGGCGAGGUGACGUGGCGGGGGAGAACCGAAAACGAUUGGACAAAAAGAGGGAAGCGGAUGCAAGCGGCUACAUGUCGAUGCUGCCCGGAGUCACGUCUCCGGCUGCAGACGACGAGUACAUGGCCAUGACGCCGAACAACAGCGUGUCACCGCCUCAGCACAUGCGGCAGCCCAGCUCGGAGGGUUACAUGGUCAUGUCCCCAAACAGUAGCGUCUCGACAGAGUUGCUCGGACUGGGAAUGUGGGAUACCAGGGGGAGCAUGGAGAGCCGGGUUGCCAGUGACUACAUGAACCUCUCCCCCGUCAGUAGCCACUCUGCCUGUAGCACACCACCUUCCCACCCCGAACAGCACCAACUGCAACCAAAAAUGUUGAAUUCCUACUUCUCUUUGCCGCGAGCUUAUCAGCAUACCCUCUACAGUCGCUUUGAGGAGGAUCUAAACAAAGAGGAAUGCAAAAAGGACGGUAACGAUAGCACUGGAAUCGGUGGAGGAGUCGGGUACAAUAAGAGAAACAAAAUGGGAGUGGGCCCUGCCGGAGGCUUCCAACUCUCCAUGUCUUCGUCUUCUUUCUCCUCGAGCUCAGCCAGCAGCGAAAGCCUGGAGGACAAGUCCGUAUCAGCCGGCAAAGGGUUAAGUUUGUACAAGAGUGCAGGAACAUGCACCAAGGAUAGCCGUCACCUACAAAAACGCGGAUCGAGCUGCAAGAGUCCAAAGCAACAAAGGAGGGGCCGCCCCCUCAGCAUGUCUUCAGACAUUACGAAAGCAAACACGUUGCCUCGGGUGAAAGAGAAUCUGCCCCCGAUGGCGGCUCACAACGUUGGCGAGUAUGUCAGUAUUGUUUUUAAGGAAGACAAGAAGUAUAAUGGCGGAAGAUGCGCGGGGUCGGAUCGAGCGCAACCCGUCAUUCACGGAACCCUCCGGCCCUCGAACCAGCCCCUCCUCGCUCCCGACAAUGCUGCUAACCUUCCUCGCAGCUUCUCGGCACCGUUGUCCACCUCUGCCGAGUAUGUCAGCAUGGAUGUCGGGAAGUCACCCACACCGCUACGGUCAACAUUCAGACCCCCGCAGGCCCCACCGGCUGUCGCCCCCAAGGGCCGACUUGAACGUGGCACGUGUUCUCCUCUGGCAGCAGAAGGAAACUCUCUCCAUCGAUCCAAAGGAAAGACGGCAGGAGACGCCCACAGUUCGUUCAUUGACAACAUUUCGGAUCCCGGCCUUUCGGCGAGACCCGCCGCCCACUCGGGUCCGCCCGUAUCCAUAGGGGGGGAAUCAGGGUUGGGGUUUUCUCCUGUCAAGACCUUCCAGUCUCCUGAGCAUGGCAACAGGCUAGUCCGAGCCGAUGCUCAGGCUCGGCGGGGCCACCACCCGGAAACCUUCAACUCGCCUCCAUCCGCGCCCCGACACCCAGCCUCCGCUACCAACAUCUUCCCAGAAGGCAGUCAACCGGCGGACCACCGGCACACUUUGGACUGCUCGCAGUGGAAAAGCGGUCAGGCAGCUGGUUUGUCUGACACGCCGCCUCCGCAAGCCCCCGCUGAACAAGGCCUUAACUAUAUUGACCUUGACUUGGCCAUUAAGGAGAGCUCUCAAGCGGGAGCUGAGCGUUCCUCAGCCGCCUACAACAUUGGCGCAGGCGCUCUGGGCAGUGGCGCGGGCUCCAGCCUCAAUACGUACGCCAGUAUUGACUUCUAUAAGUCAGAGGAACUGAGAGCACACCAAAUUGGCAGACAGGAUGAUCAAGAUUGUUGAUUUGUGCUCAAGUCUACGAUGAGAGCUGCGCCAUGCCCAACUGUUGCCGCAACACAACUGUACGCCGAGGCCAAAACACCGGAACGCUGGGAAACCAUUCCUCAUCCGUCUGCCGUGUUCUAACAACCAAACAUGUGCCAAACACACACACUCACACACACACGCACACAGGGUAAGGAAACUAUCUGUUUGUAUUGCUUUCUCUGAUCAGCUAACAUGAACUUGAUCAAGGAUUAAGUGUGAUGACGUGGGUUCACCGGACGGCUUUAUGUCCAUUUGACACGAUUAAAGCACUAUGACAGUCGGGCAAAGCCAUAAAGUCGGUAAAAAUGUCACACGUUCGGUUCGAUUGCCUCCAAGAUUGACAUGAUUGUGACUGGUCGCUAAGCAAAUGUCAUGAAAUGUGAUCAUUCAAGGUUGAGGCGUGGCAUCCAUUUAGUUUAUGGAGUCUGAGUGCGGCUUAAAGUCACAAAAGGCUUUGCUUGUGUCCAAUGUGCAGCACCGUUUUCUGAAAACGUGAAAUAUAGUUUUCACACAAGAACACACUUUGUCAUGUUUGUCAAUUUUAAUACAUGCAGGAAACAUGAAAGCCAGAAUGCUUCUUUGGGAACUUUAUUGAGCUAUAACCCUCGCAGCCAUUUGUCCUCACUGAUUAGACAAUUCAGAGCACUAAUAGAACAAACGCCUGAUGAGUGACCCCCCCGCCCUCCCACCCCCCAUUACUGUACAGUGGUGCCUCUACUUACAAAUGUCCCUUCAUACAAAAUUUUCAAAUUACGAAACGCGUCAACAGGAAAAUAUUGCCUCUUGUUACGAAAGAAAUGUCCAAAUACGAAAGGUAAAAAUACAGUCAGGGCUGCUACUCGCAGCUCCGAGUUUCCUGAACGCAACAUACGUAUAGAUGCUCUGCCAUUGGCUGUUACCGAUCAUCUUCCUCGCAUCCCAUUGGCUAAGAGGGAGAUCUAAGGUAUGAGUCUAUUUGUGUAGAUAGAUCUGUGUCUGUGCAGCGUCCUCGUCAUUCGCCCCUCCGGCCAUGAGGCGUUCCGAUAGUUUUACGUAAAUGUGAAUCAUCCAGAAAAAGUGUUCAUCAAGUUGGACGAUGCCUGACUAUGCCGAUGUUUGCCUUUCGAAGGAUUGUUAAAACCCAACAAAAGCAAGCUUCCUAGGAUCAGUACUCAACAAAACCCUAGGCAAAAACUACUUCUGAGAGAGAACACGAACUAAAGAGGGCAAAAAAAACCCUGAUGAGGAUGCAGUUAAAUGACCAUCAUUUUUAUUCUUUAUUCUUUGUUUUUUACAUUAAAGACAACUCUCAUUUAUUGUGCAAUAAUCUAAUUGUAACACUUAUUUGUUACAUAUUUUGAUGAAUUUUUAUGCUUUAGAAAACAUUAAUGUCUGAAUUUUGGUUGGGCGUGGAACGAAUUCGGGCAUUCACAUAGAAAACGCGUCUCUACUUACAAAAUGUUCCAGUUCAGAAAUUUCUUCUGGAACCAAUUCAUUUCGUAAGUAGAGGUCCCACCGUAUUACAUUUCUGCAUUCAACAUCUGCACUAGCUGACGACAGCAUGCUCCUAUGCUCCUGAAAUGUCAUUCAGUAGGGGUGGGGGGACCUCACUGUAGCCACUCAUUUGACUAGUGUACCCUACACAGUCUACUAGUGAGGACAAAGAGCUUACAGGUACGCAGAGCACACACUAGUAAACAGACAAUUCGGUGCACUAGUAGGAUAUGGGAUAAAUAAACGCUCCUACAACUUUUCUUUUGUGUGUACCUGGCGACAGGCAUUAUAAGACCACAUUCAAGGUUUGUGGUUGUUUUAUGGCUCGUAUUGUAUUAGGAACUGGUACUCGAUAUUAUCAGGACUCAACUCAACUCAACUGUAUUUAGAGAGCACUUUCAAACAGCCAUCGCUGCAUACAAAGUGCUGUACAUGGAGCAAUUUAACAUAUACAAUAAACAGUAAAACAAAUUGGUAAUAAAGACGGUAGAAAGCAAAGAUUUAGUAGUAUUUCAGUGGUAAGAACCCACGACUGGCACUGUGGCACACAAUUCCACCUGAUUCUUACACAACCUCUGAUGUGAUUCAAUUAACCAUCUCCUGUCAAGUCUUCACCACAAGAUGUAUUAUUGCCAGUCGCCAAAGCUUUUAAUGCUGUGUGCAUCCUGGUACAAACAGUGCAUAACAAUUGGCAAAUUUGCAUAACAUUCGUCUGCAGCCGCAUUGUCGGUCAGCGUGUCUUCAGUAUAACGUAAAGAACCUCACACAAACGGGACUUUACGGUGGUUCAAAAAUGUUGCCUUCGGUCAAAAAAAAAAAAAAAAAAAGAUAAACAAGAAUAAUACUGUACAGUUAAAUACAUUACAAGAAAAAACUUUUUUAGGUUCCUUUUUGAACAUUAUUAUGUUAUGGUCGAACCCACGUGUAGCACAAUUCCCACUGGAAGUGUGUCGAUUAUUAUAACUGUUUUUUUUUUUUUUAAAUAUAUGUGUAUAUUGUACGACGGUUCAUGCCAGUAUACAAGCAAACAGCAUUUAAAACACCACAGCUUGUUUUUCUUCAUUCGCCAAACAGUUUACACAACUAUAAUGUGACAACACAUAUUAUUUAAAGAUAUACACGAUACAUACAGUAUUUUGAUGAAUACUAUUUAGCCUAUAGAUAUCUAUAUACUCUUUUAUAAAGUGCCUCUUUUUUGAUUGUAGCUGUUUUACACAGGUAAUCUUAAAAUGGGUUGUGAAAAUACAAAGAAAAAAAUAGUCAACAAACACAAUGAUAUCAGUAACUAUUUGUUUUUUUUUUAAAUGGCCUUACUUUUGAUCUGAAACGCGCAAAGAUUUUUGUUUGGGUGCCUAACAGUUUAAGCCACAAUGUAAGCAUCCCCUUGCUCUUGUUUGACUUUGUUAAGUUGAGGUUUGGCUCGACAAAGUGAAGCAAAAAAAUAAAGAAAUUAAAAAAUAAUAA